This is a messenger RNA of Ilex paraguariensis (yerba mate), 356 nucleotides long. NCBI's taxonomy places the organism in Eukaryota, Viridiplantae, Streptophyta, Magnoliopsida, Aquifoliales, Aquifoliaceae. The record is from the annotation of a GenBank genome assembly.
AUUAUUCGGCAGCUGCUGGAACAAUCAAGGGAGGCAUGAAGAAAACGCACUUGGAAGCUGCAAAAAUUGGAGGGAGGUUUACAGUACCUUCUUCUGUUUCUGUGGAUAAAAAUGGGGUGUUUAAUGUGGAUACCGAAUCUUUUGAUUUGUUGAUAGAGGAGCUGCGAGAAUAUGAUGAUGUUUCCUAUGUGUCAGAAUCAUCAGCAAUGGAAGUGGUAGGUGUGGGAAUAUUUGAUAAGGAGAAUGACAAAAGGAUUGUGGAAAGUGCCAGUAAGAAUGGUAAAAGUGAGAAUGCUUUAAUGGUGCCUCUGAUUGCGAUAAGUUGUGACAACGAUUACGCAAAAGCUAGGGUCUGA